This is a messenger RNA of Ctenocephalides felis (cat flea), 1517 nucleotides long. Its product is annotated as slit homolog 1 protein-like. Lineage: Eukaryota; Metazoa; Arthropoda; Insecta; Siphonaptera; Pulicidae. The coding region runs from base 48 to 1517 and encodes 489 amino acids. Gene Ontology annotation, cellular component: extracellular matrix. The record is from RefSeq and is a predicted model, not a curated record. The transcript is spliced from 8 exons. Gene Ontology annotation, molecular function: protein binding.
GUUCGUUCGGAUUGUUCUGUGCAUUUCAUAAAACAUACUUUCUCAAGAUGCAUUUUUGUGCGAAAAUCGUUUUAUUGACUAUUAUUUGCAGUGUAUAUUGUCAGAAUAAUAACUCUGGAACAAUUAAAGUGAAAGAUAUUUGUUCUAUAUGUACUUGCAACAAUGAUACGGGAGUGUUGGAUUGUAAUGCACGCCAAAUUUUAACUGUUUUUACUGAUGAUGAAUGGAAUAAACUAAUGGAUGACUCCAAAACUAACAUCAGUGUUGUGCAGAUGCAAAAUAAUGAAUUGACUCAUUUAUUACCGUUUCCUGCACUUGAUAUAAAAGUUUUAGACUUGAGUCUAAACAGGAUUUUAAGAAUUGAACCUGCAACUUUCAAAAAUCUCCAAAAUUUGACGGAGUUGAACUUAAGUAAUAACAGGUUGACAUCAAAGUUUCUAAUUCCAUCAGUUUUCGAGGGCGAUUAUUCUCCAGAUGCAUAUGAGCCAUUAAAAUCGAUGAAAGUACUGAAAUUGGGUAAUAACAUGCUACAUACAUUAGACCAAGAUUUGUUCGAACAUUUAGGAACUUUGGAAGUUUUGUCUCUGGAAUCAAAUCCUUUCAAAGUGAUAGACACACAUACAGAAACUGCUAUAUCUGGACUCCUACAUUUGCAACAUUUGGAUCUGAGCUACUUAGACUUAGAAACGCUUCCAAAAAAUUUGCUCCAUACUCCAAAAGAUUUGAAAACAUUGAAUUUGACUGGAAAUUUGUUUACAAAACUGCCUGAAAGUCUUCGGUAUGCCCAAAGUUUAACUUGGUUGAACUUGAAUGAGAAUCCAAUAACAUCCUUAGAAAGCGACAACAUUUUUCCAACGAUGUCUUCCUUGGAAGUACUUCAUAUGUGCUAUAUGAACGACCUCAUCAGCAUUGGUCAAAAGUCUUUAAGUGGAUUGAUAAAAUUAAAAGAACUGCAUAUGAAUAAUAACCCACGCCUAAAAUUCCUACAUGAAUCUGCCUUAUCUAGACAUGAUGACCAGCCAGGAUCUGAGGGAGAACUUUGGCCACCUCUGGAACUGGUCUAUUUACACAGUAACAACAUAAGUACAAUAGAUCGUCAUUUCAUAGGCAGAUGGGACAAUUUGAAAAUAGUUGAUAUUCGUUUUAACCAUUGGUCUUGUGAUUGUGAAAAUCAGUGGAUUGCUAGUGAAUUAGUUAAACAAAUCGAGGAAAAAACACCUCAACUUGUCCACGGAUUACAGUGUUCAGAACCAGUGGAAAUGAUAGGUGAAAAUUUAUUAACCAUUGAAAAAAAGCAUACAGAAAUGAGGUGCUUGGAUAAAUUUGGGAAUAGACCUGAGCGAGAUGGAGCUUUGUUGAUUGGAAUUCUUGUUGGUUUAAUAACAGCCUUGCCGAUUUGUAUAGCUGCAAUUCUUUGCUAUAGAAGAAGAUGCGGUUUAGUCAAUAGAGGUCCUGCCGAUUUUUCGAGAGCAUUUUACCAAAGAGCUGAUAUGGCCGAUGAUGCCAUGCACAUUUAA